AGCUGCCCUGUGGAGGUGGGAGGGGGACAGAGGUGUGUCUAGUCCCUACAGUGGAGGGAGGAUGGAGGGCAGAGGGGACAGAGGUGUGUCUAGUCCCUACAGUGGAGGGAGGAUGGAGGGCAGAGGGGACAGAGGUGUGUCUAGUCCCUACAGUGGAGGGAGGAUGGAGGGCAGAGGGGACAGAGGUGUGUCUAGUCCCUACAGUGGAGGGAGGAUGGAGGGCAGAGGGGACAGAGGUGUGUCUAGUCCCUACAGUGGAGGGAGGAUGGAGGGCAGAGGGGACAGAGGUGUGUCUAGUCCCUACAGUGGAGGGAGGAUGGAGGGCAGAGGGGACAGAGGUGUGUCUAGUCCCUACAGUGGAGGGAGGAUGGAGGGCAGAGGGGACAGAGGUGUGUCUAGUCCCUACAGUGGAGGGAGGAUGGAGGGCAGAGGGGACAGAGGUGUGUCUAGUCCCUACAGUGGAGGGAGGAUGGAGGGCAGAGGGGACAGAGGUGUGUCUAGUCCCUACAGUGGAGGGAGGAUGGAGGGCAGAGGGGACAGAGGUGUGUCUAGUCCCUACAGUGGAGGGAGGAUGGGAUGGAGGGCAGAGGGGACAGAGGUGUGUCUAGUCCCUACAGUGGAGGGAGGAUGGAGGGCAGAGGGGACAGAGGUGUGUCUAGUCCCUACAGUGGAGGGAGGAUGGAGGGCAGAGGGGACAGAGGUGUGUCUAGUCCCUACAGUGGAGGGAGGAUGGAGGGCAGAGGGGACAGAGGUGUGUCUAGUCCCUACAGUGGAGGGAGGAUGGAGGGCAGAGGGAACAGAGGUGUGUCUAGUCCCUACAGUGGAGGGAGGAUGGAGGGCAGAGGGAACAGAGGUGUGUCUAGUCCCUACAGUGGAGGGAGGAUGGAGGGCAGAGGGAACAGAGGUGUGUCUAGUCCCUACAGUGGAGGGAGGAUGGAGGGCAGAGGGAACAGAGGUGUGUCUAGUCCCUACAGUGGAGGGAGGAUGGAGGGCAGAGGGGACAGAGGUGUGUCUAGUCCCUACAGUGGAGGGAGGAUGGAGGGCAGAGGGGACAGAGGUGUGUCUAGUCCCUACGGUGGAGGGAGGAUGGAGGGCAGAGGGGACAGAGGUGUGUCUAGUCCCUACAGUGGAGGGAGGAUGGAGGGCAGAGGGAACAGAGGUGUGUCUAGUCCCUACAGUGGAGGGAGGAUGGAGGGCAGAGGGGACAGAGGUGUGUCUAGUCCCUACAGUGGAGGGAGGAUGGAGGGCAGAGGGGACAGAGGUGUGUCUAGUCCCUACGGUGGAGGGAGGAUGGAGGGCAGAGGGGACAGAGGUGUGUCUAGUCCCUACAGUGGAGGGAGGAUGGAGGGCAGAGGGAACAGAGGUGUGUCUAGUCCCUACGGUGGAGGGAGGAUGGAGGGCAGAGGGAACAGAGGUGUGUCUAGUCCCUACAGUGGAGGGAGGAUGGAGGGCAGAGGGGACAGAGGUGUGUCUAGUCCCUACAGUGGAGGGAGGAUGGAGGGCAGAGGGGACAGAGGUGUGUCUAGUCCCUACAGUGGAGGGAGGAUGGAGGGCAGAGGGGACAGAGGUGUGUCUAGUCCCUACAGUGGAGGGAGGAUGGAGGGCAGAGGGGACAGAGGUGUGUCUAGUCCCUACGGUGGAGGGAGGAUGGAGGGCAGAGGGGACAGAGGUGUGUCUAGUCCCUACGGUGGAGGGAGGAUGGAGGGCAGAGGGGACAGAGGUGUGUCUAGUCCCUACAGUGGAGGGAGGAUGGGAUGGAGGGCAGAGGGAACAGAGGUGUGUCUAGUCCCUACGGUGGAGGGAGGAUGGAG
This is a messenger RNA of Oncorhynchus keta (chum salmon), 1811 nucleotides long. Its product is annotated as keratin, type I cytoskeletal 9-like. The transcript is spliced from 11 exons. The record is from RefSeq and is a predicted model, not a curated record. NCBI's taxonomy places the organism in Eukaryota, Metazoa, Chordata, Actinopteri, Salmoniformes, Salmonidae. The coding region runs from base 62 to 1786 and encodes 574 amino acids.